AUGGCUGCUCGCCCUUCCGUGCCCAGGCGCAAAUCUUCUACACCACGAUAUCACACUUUUGCGACUCCGCCACCGACGUCCCGCGGCCGCCCUCCAUCUAGCGAUUCUACUCCUUUAAUCGAUGGUUCCCGGACCGACAGCGACAAUGACAGCGAUCAAAACUCCUCCGCGGGCACACCCAUACCGGUGAGGCAGAUGGCCGUCCUGGCUCUGAUAGCUCUCUGCGAGCAGACAGCGCUCAAUUCCAUCAGCCCUUACCUGCCCGACAUGGCCUCCUCGUUUCCGGACGUUGAACAUUCCAAAGUCGGCAUGUAUGUCGGGACGAUCGCGUCGUCCUUUGCCCUGGCGCAAUUUGUGACCAAUUAUUUCUGGGGCUGGUUCUCGGAUCGCAUCGGUCGCAAGCCCGUUAUCCUGCUGGGUACGAUUCUCACGGCGGCUUGCUUCGUUGCAUUCGGAUUUUGCAAGACACUAUGGCAGGCGAUUCUUGUGCAGGUGCUGAUGGGCGCGGUCAAUGGCAAUCAGGGCGUAGUCUCGACGUGCCUUGGAGAAAUAACCGACCGCAGCAAUCAGUCGCGUGCUUUUACCUAUCUACCUGUUAUCUAUGGAAUUGGAGGAAUUACUGGGCCGAUACUUGGUGGUCUCCUGGUUUCGAAGAAUACUCGUCUGGAUGAGAGGUUCCCUUAUCUUGGUCCAAAUAUUGCUUCGGCGGUGAUCUUGGUUUUCGAUUUUAUCAUGGCCUUUUUCUUUCUGGAAGAAAGUCUUGAAGAUGCUGUCAGUCUUCCUGAAAUAGGGGAAAAGGUCCGUGAUCUGUUCACCUGGCUCUGGCAAUUUACAUCUUCGACGAGACCGUCCUACUUAAGAAGUAGGAGCUCAUCCAGGCGUCGCAGAAGCUACGAUAGCGACGUAAGUACUCGCAAUUAUGUCGAAUCACCCGCCGUUCCCCUUUUCGAGCGGCGCGGGAAUCGUGAGGAUCUCGCGAGCUACGAAGUGCUAAACCGAGAUGUAUUUCUCUUACUUCUUACAUACUUGAUAUUUGCCUUGUCAAACGUCUCAUACAACUCUCUCUAUCCAAUAUUUGCUCAAGCCCCACGUCCCACCGGCCGCGAGCUUACACCACAGGAGAUUGGGUUGUCUCUCGGAUUUGCAGGCAUCGUCACGAUUGCCUUUCAAGUCUGCAUAUUUGGGAGGCUGAGAGACAAGAUGGGCAAUAGGUGGUCAUACCGCGCCGGCCUCUUUGGCUUUGUCAUCUCUUUUGCCCUAAUGCCCUUUGUUGGGUAUAAAGACAAGACUGCUCUCGAAGGUAAACUUUCCAAGGACGGUAUCCUUCUAAGCAUCGAGCUCUGCUUCAUUUUGCUCCUGAAGACCAUCGCAGCGGUCGGGGGUCUAACCAGUGCUUUACUCCUGGUUACAAACUCCGCGCCGGACAACUCCGUCCUUGGAGCCCUCAACGGCCUCGCUCAAACUAUUUCUGCCGCCGGUCGGGCUGCAGGCCCCUUUUUAUCUGGCAGCCUUUUCUCUGUGGCGACAAAAGUGCAGCCAAAGGGAGAAGCGCUCGCCUUCGGGGUUUUCGGAGGCAUCGCAUUUAUCGGCUUCCUCCUCAGUUUUGGAAUUCGGUCACCAAACCUAGAAGCAGAUGGGUGGCACGGAGGACAAGACAAUGAUUAUGACAAUGAUGACAACAAUGAUGAUCUUGAUAAAUCUGAUGAUGAAAAUGGGCACAGAGCUGUUUAA
Messenger RNA from Coccidioides immitis RS, 1731 nucleotides. Its product is annotated as MFS transporter. Lineage: Eukaryota; Fungi; Ascomycota; Eurotiomycetes; Onygenales; Onygenaceae. Gene Ontology annotation, biological process: transmembrane transport. The record is from RefSeq and is a predicted model, not a curated record. The transcript is spliced from 2 exons. The coding region runs from base 1 to 1731 and encodes 576 amino acids. Gene Ontology annotation, molecular function: transmembrane transporter activity.